Penicillium argentinense is the source of this 3150-nucleotide messenger RNA. Its product is annotated as retropepsin-like aspartic protease. Gene Ontology annotation, molecular function: aspartic-type endopeptidase activity. Gene Ontology annotation, biological process: proteolysis. Bases 1 to 3150 code for a protein of 1049 amino acids. Lineage: Eukaryota; Fungi; Ascomycota; Eurotiomycetes; Eurotiales; Aspergillaceae. The transcript has a single exon. The record is from RefSeq and is a predicted model, not a curated record.
AUGAUUGGCCAGGAAUUCAAGAUGGGAUUCCGGCAGGAUGAGUACCAGCAGCUAUUGCGAAUGCUGCUUGCAGACCGGCUACACAGGAGAACUGACCUUCAGUCAGUACUGUGUAUGAGACCGAUUGACUUACACAACCUGGCAGAGAAGAUCUGGCCAGGCAUCUACAACCUCUGGAUUUCGGGUGUGAAUACAGUUUUCACCCAAGUUGUCGUUCAUUUUUUACUUCAGAAUUGUGCUUUUGGGCCGAAAAUAUCGAGGUUUUCGGAUUGUUUGUUUCCCCCUGGUCAGCCUGAAGACCAGGGAGAGUUCUGUUUUCCUACUACCGGCAUUUCUCGUGCGAGCAAGCCGGAGCAGUCUAUGUUUCCUGAUUUUGUUUCAAUCUCCUCUGUUGAUUCUGUUGAUCGGAAGGCUGUCACAAUGGGUGACAGCACUAAUGUUAAUGUUGGCGAUGGCCAGAGCUAUGUCCAGCCCGUCGUCCAGGCCGAUGUUCCCUCACCCUUUGAAGGCUACCGAGAGCCUCCUCGCCCAGAGAGCGAAGCGUCUGCCAGCCAGACACAAAGAAACGAUGUGCCAGACGCGAGUGAGCAACAGUCGCGACCACUACCACCCUUCCCGUCCUCUGCCUAUCAGGCAAUGCCACCGCCAGGAGGGAUGUGGAUACCAAGUGAUAUGUUUCAAUUGAUGAUGAACCGCCAGGGCAAUGCCCUGAUGCCAGAUCCUGGUACACCUGGUGCGCCGUUAUUCAAUAAGAAAGAUGCGAGAAAGUUCCUUCGGAACUUUGAGAAGUUAUGUGAAAGGCGUGGUAUCAGCGACCCUGCUAGGCAGUGUGAGCUGUUUGCCGAUUAUUGUGAGGACUCUAUCCAAUCGUGGGUAGAGUAUGACCCGCUGUGGAGAUCUCGCGAUUGGGAAGCGUUUAAGGACAUGCUCUGUGAUCGAUACAGAGAUUAUGACUCUGAGCGCCAGAGGUUUUCGAGGGCAUCAUUGAUGGAGUUAGUGAAUCAACCAAGAGACACCAUUGAUGAGGUUCGCCAGUUUAUGACGGAGUUCAAGACUGUGUCUGAUGUGCUAGUGGCCAAUGAGGUCAUUCAGGAGAUCCAGAGAUGUGAGUGGUUAAUAACCGGGUUGCCUAAUUGGCUACGGCAUCGAGUUGCAAAAAAGGGCAUUAUCGACUUCGAUCGGCCGUCUAGGCCUAUGCGGCUAGACUGGAUUGCCGAUGAGGUGUCCAGCACGAUGGCAGCGCAGGAUAAGUAUGAGAGGGUGAUCAAAACGACUGAUCGACCUAGCAGUCAAGAGGUGACGUCGACAAAGCUGACGUCGACGAAGGAAAGGAAGAGUGUCGCCUGGGAAGGUGGUUUUUCGGCCGAAAAACCUGCCAUUUCUUCAGGGCGUCAAGAGAAUAAUUUGGAAGAACAGGUGGAAGAGAUGCGCCGUCAAUACAACGAUAUGAAGUUAACGGUCAAUAUGCUACAGUCAGGCAUGGUGAAGAAGGAUAUGAGAAAUGAUCCUGCUUACGUCCCUGCUGAUGCUUCAAGAUUGGCCUAUCAAGGACAGCGGUCAAGGCCUGCUGAUGGCAGAAGCCCUCCGAUUUGUUACUUCUGUGGCAUUGUUGGCCAUAUUUCGAAACCGACGUCUUGUCAGGCAAUGUCUGACGCGAUUAGCAAGGGUGACAUGCACGUUGGUAAUGAUGGCAAAUCAUACAUUGGCCGUGCUGGUGAAGGUGGCCCGACUAUGCAGUUUGUCUCAGGAAGGCCUUCUUUGGAAGGACUGCCCUCCCAGCUGCGAGAAUGGCGGCGCAGUGCGCUGAGGGCGCCAGCUCAGCAGUUAAUGCCGGUGUCACAGCCGACUGCUGAUCCUGCUCCGCUGCCUAGGCAGAUUCCACAUUAUGAUGGGCAGUCUGUCUAUGAUAGGUCAGCCUAUGAUAGGGGUGACAUCCAGGUUCCUGGGAACUACAUUGGCGUCAGCCUUGGAAUUAGCCCUGAGGAAAAUCAGGAGAUUGAUUGCGAUGAUGAGAUCAUUGAUGCGGGAUAUGAGAGUGCUGGCAUCAAUGCUGUUGAAACGCGUGGUAGUCAACAGCAGGAUCCUGUACGGGCAAAGCGCCGUGCAAAUGGCAUCGCUUCCACCAAGACAUGGCAAAGUGGUCAAUAUAUGCAGCCUAAUCGACAGGCAAGAGUGGAAAAUAUUGAUAAUGAUGACGUGAUGAUGGAUCGACCCCCAGACAAUCAGACUGAGCCACGCACGCAGCAUAUACCAGUGCCUGCUACCAGCGGAAGAUCAAAUGUGACCGUCAGCCAGAGAAAAUCAGUGCCCGUUAGCCAGGUGAAGAAGACAGCGCCCUAUAUGACAUCGACGGCAGCAUUAGAAGCGUUGGUUAAGAGAAGGGUGUUGGACACUAAGGUGGACCUAACAGUUGAGGAAAUGGGCAGGAUUAUUCCGAGGCUCAAGACUAAUCUGUUCCGCGACACUGAGGGCCUUCGUCCUGCUAUUCCACAACCUACUUCACAAUCUGCGAAUGUGACGAAUGUGACGCAGUUAACGCCAUCAGGUUAUGGCGGCGACGAUCAUUUGCAGGUGGCUGUCGGCAAUGUUCACCCAAGUACGUACCGUGACGAUCGCCGAUCGACAGUGGCGGAAGAUCGGGUAGAAACACAUCGUGAUGUGUAUUCACUUGGCCUUCUAUACUCUGAAGUGAUCGUGGCAGGUUAUAUGCUGCGUGGCAUGAUUGAUUCUGGCAGUGGCGUCGAUGUGAUGGGCAGAAAGCAAGCAGAGACACUAGGGUUGCCGAUCAAACAAGAUCCGAAGAUUCAUGUGGUGCCCGUAAAUGGUGUACAUGUCAAGUGCCUUGGCUGUAUUCAAAACAUGCCUGUUUCCAUUGGCGACAUCACCACUCACGUAAAUGUGUUUGUGAUCUCGGAAUGUCCUGGAGGGUUGAUUCUUGGAAGACCAUUCAUGGAAGCGACGAUGAUGGCGCUGGCGCAGCAGCCUGACGGGAAGGUUGAGUGCACGGUGUAUAAUGAUGCAAGGACGAGGAAGAUUGUUUUUCCUGUCUAUUCCCCUGAAGAAAAGAAGAUCAUUAGGGCCUCGAGGCUGUGGCCUAAUGAGAUGAUUGGUGAGAAUGCCCCGUUUGUUGAGGGUCCUUUAAACUCCUGA